Penicillium pulvis is the source of this 3471-nucleotide messenger RNA. Its product is annotated as hybrid sensor histidine kinase/response regulator. Bases 1 to 3471 code for a protein of 1156 amino acids. Gene Ontology annotation, biological process: phosphorelay signal transduction system; phosphorylation. Lineage: Eukaryota; Fungi; Ascomycota; Eurotiomycetes; Eurotiales; Aspergillaceae. Gene Ontology annotation, molecular function: phosphorelay sensor kinase activity; protein binding. The record is from RefSeq and is a predicted model, not a curated record. The transcript has 5 exons.
AUGAGUGCGCAACAGGAGGAUCGCGAAGGCGACUUGCGCGCUCGGGAGUUGUUCCAUUACUUCCAACCAGACAAUCCGGCUUUGAUGCCAAACGGACAGCGCAGCAAUCGACCGUGCGAAAACCCGACUAUCGAAAAACAAAGUCCAAAUCUGGUGUUAACGGCCUUGGCGCAGUUGGCCGCAUUGAAAUUGGGCGUUCAGCGCGCAGUCAUCAGCUUGAUCGACCGGGAGACACUCUACGUGGUAGCAGAAGGAUCACGGUCACUUAAUUUGGCAAACAAUGGUCAAUAUGACGAAGAUGGCGACGGGCUCUGGGUGGGCUGUUCACGUGGACCAGUUGCGGGCACGUUGUGUGAGAAAACUAUCACCCUAACGCCCCCGCAAGGGAAGCAGCAUGCAUUCUUCGUUGUAGAGGAUUUGAAGGAAGAUCCGACCUUCUGCAAUCUAAGUUGUGUCGUACAAGAACCACACUUUCGAUUCUAUGCCGGCACUCCACUGAAAACCCCCAAUGGGACCAACAUUGGUAGUCUAUACGUGAUCGAUCCUCGACCCGCUCAAAGUUUGACCGAUUCUGAAAGAGACACACUUGGGAAUAUUGCCGAUGCGGUGAUGGAGUAUCUGGAGACUUCUCGUCAGUCUUUGGAGUCAAAUAGGUUGACUAAGUUAUUGGCUGGCUUAAAUGCUUUUGUGCAAGGCGAUCCCUCAUCGCCUACACCACGCACUCAACAAAUUUCAGACGCCAAGACCGAAGAUUUUAAAUCCAGGGCCAAAAGCAGAAGCCCACCACCCCUUUCGACCACUCCUCCAAGUACUAAUUAUAUUCCUGAUGAGGUUAUUUCUGUCAGCAUUCCAUCUUCACCUCGCAAUCGGCCACAACGAUCACCACGAUCGAAGACAGAGACGCGCCCAGAGAAGAACGACAACAGAACACAGCGGACAUUCCAAUUUGCUGCUAACGUAAUGCGAGAAAGCUUGGAUUUGGGCUCGAAUGGUGGUGUGGUCAUCGCCAGCACUGGCGACGAUCUCGAGCAGGAUUCUGAUCUUUCAGACGGGGAAAAGGAGAAAAAGCUGGCCAAGAUUUGGGCGGUGUCCGAUACCGAUCACCAGCGUCUUGAAAACAAAGAAGAAACCGAUUUACAUCCAGCAUCACAGAUGGAAUCGAGAUUUGUACGCCGAAUGAUACGGCAUCACACACGCGGUGGAAUGUGGUAUUUGCAUGAUCAUGGAGUAAUUUCUUCGUCUGACGACGACGGAACUAGCUCAGGGAGCACGAAAGAUACUCGGAACUCCUCGCAACCUCAACUUUCAGUGCACCCAGAGUCACUCAGGUUACUUCGGGAGAAGGAUCUCCAGUUGAUCAGGACGUAUUUCCCCAAUGCAACGAGGGUUAUCUUCACUCCUCUCUGGGACUCUCUCAAUUCGCGAUGGUUCGGUGGUGCUUUCUGCUGGAGUCGAGCUGAGACUCGAGUGUUCAGUGCACAUGUCGAUCUAGGUGGACUCUUCGGAUUUGCCUCAUCCUUAAUGGUCGAGCACAGCCGUAUUCAAAGUCAAGAAUCGGCGAAGCAGAAGGGUGAUUUUAUUAGUACCAUGUCACACGAACUACGAAGUCCUCUGCACGGAAUUUUAGCAUCCAACGAGUUACUCUGCGAGCACGUCAACUCGGAAUUUGCUAAGCGGCUUCUUGAUACUAUACGUGCUUGUGGCCAAACUCUAUUGGAAACUUUUGAGCAAAUCUUAGAUUUCACCAAGAUUAACUCUUUUGAGAGGGAGCCAACGAAACCUCGCUCGCCCCAGGAACGCACUCACCGUGCUCAACCGCAAUCAUUUCACAUAGUAAAGCAAGUCGAUGUCCUUGUAGUCAUCGAAGAGGCCGUCGAAAGCGUCUGCUCUGGGCAGCUGCUUUCAAGCAUCAUGAAUGGAGGCGGUACGACUGUCCGACGAUGGCAACUGGAUCCAAUGGAGGAUAACAACAGAGAAUGGCAAGCUCCCGACGGCAAGCAAGUGGACGUUUUUCUCGAAGCUGCCCCUCAGAAUUGGGUCUAUGUGUUGGAGCCUGGUGCUUUAAGGCGCGUCGUCAUGAACGUAUUCGGAAACGCGUUGAAGUACACAGAAACCGGGUCGGUCUCGAUCCACAUUGAGGCCCAAACGUCGAAGAACGACAAUCCCGCGCUCCUGUUGACAGUGUCCGAUACGGGCAAGGGUAUUUCACAUGAUUACCUGCGUUCAAAUGUCUUUACACCUUUUUCACAAGAAAACCCUAUGUCACCGGGAGCGGGACUUGGACUCUCACUCGUUCGAGGUAUCCUUCGUUCGCUGGGUGGAACCAUUGCGAUCAAAAGUCAAUAUGGCGUUGGUACUGUGGUGAAAAUGACGUUUCCCCUUACAUAUACUCAACAGUACAAGUUUUCUGAUACACAGCUUUCUGUCUCGCGAUCAUCAUCACCUGCUGUUUCAUCCAUCGAUUGUGUCACUGCAAAGCUGAAAGGAAGAAACGCAUUCUUUUACCCUGGUGAAGACUUUCAAGCGAGCAAACCUUCAUCAUCCAGUAUGAUCAAGCAAUAUCUGAUCAACUGGUUCGGUAUGGCAAAUGGAGAGCAGGCUGUUCCUACAGCGGCCGAUCUGGUGGUCGUUGACGAGCGUCACAUAGACCAACUCCCCACUGCAUAUCAUCAAUCCAUACUAUUGGUAUUGUCUCACCGAGGUCCUAGCUUAUGGUCAACCGCUACUGCAGCAAAAAGACAACUCAUCAACGCAACAUGGUUGACUCUCCCAAGUGGGCCUCACCAACUAGCCAGGACACUUUUGGACUCUCUUCGAAACUUUGAUUCAAAGGAACCCAAUGCGUUCAAUAUCCCUGUGAAACAUGAUCAGAGUGAUGAAUUUUUGAAACCAAAUUCAAAUGACUCGCAACCGGAAAUGGAUCUUCUCCCGCCAACUGAGGUACCACUCACAUCAAUGACCUCGACUCCAUUGGUUCUGUCUUCUACCACAGAAAAGGUAAACACAGAACCUGUUAUCACAGUACUCGAUUUGCCAGUCCACCCCAAGAAGGAAAUACAGGAUACCCAAGCCUCCCCGCCAAGCGAACCAAAAGACGCCCCUCGAAUUCUCCUGGUAGAGGACAACGCAAUUAACCUCGCACUCCUGAAAAAGUACAUUUCAAAAGUACCGACACAAGUCCUGGACUGCGCUAUGAAUGGUGAAAAGGCUGUUGAACUGGUGCAGAAAACGUCACAGGGCUAUGAUUAUAUCUUCAUGGAUAUUUCUAUGCCUGUUAUGGACGGAUUUGAAGCAACAAUGGCGAUUCGAUCCAUUGAAACAAAGCGAGGCACAUUAUUUCCUGCGCAUAUAAUCGCGCUUACUGGCCUGGGGUCGGAUGAACAUAUCAGGAAAGCUUUUGCGGCUGGUGUCAAUGUUUUCCUUCGGAAGCCGGCUUCCUUGAAGGAUAUACUAGCUGUGGUGAAGAAAUGA